Messenger RNA from Paramecium octaurelia, 6037 nucleotides. The record is from the annotation of a GenBank genome assembly. Lineage: Eukaryota; Ciliophora; Oligohymenophorea; Peniculida; Parameciidae.
AUGAGAAAAUUAGUUUGGGUUGACAAGAAAAUUAAUAAUGAAGAGAACUUGUAAUAUUAGACAGAAUUAAAAUAAAUAAUUAAUGAGUGUAGCUUCUUCGAUUCAAUACACGAUGCUUUAUAAAUUGUUCCUAAUCAAUAAGAAGGAGAUAAAGCAGUUGUAAUAAUUUCAAGUUCUUUAAUUAAUGAAUGUUUGGUAAAGCCUUUAAGUAAUAAUUAAAUAGUCUUUUGUUGGAGUGUUCGAGAUAAUUUCUCAAUGUUUUUAAAAAAAUAUCAGUUAUUAAUAAUGAUAGAUUCUGGUAUUUAAAAAGUAAAAGAAUAUGUAAAAAAAAAUUUAGACUUCCUUAAAGCUCAAUAAUCUUUGACAUUAUAAUUUAUUUAAUAAAGUUGCGAGUAAACUCAAUACAAUCAUUAAUUUAAAGAGGUAAGUUUUAGAUUCUUAAUGAUAAAUUAAAAAUUAUAGGAAAAAUAUACGGAUGAAGAAUAUUUACUUAAUUCAGAAAUGGAAUAGCUAGUUAGCAAAUAAGUGUUCAAAAAAUUUUAAGAGAAGGAAAAAGAAAAAUCGAAAGGAAAGUAGUUCACUAAUUUUGAGAAACUAAUUUACUAUUAUACAAUAGAAGACUAAUUUUAUAGAAUACUGAAUCAAAAAUUAGCGUAAUCAAACUAUGAAGGAUUAGAAUAAAUCAUGUGCACAUUGUUUUAUGGAUAUUCCUCAAAUUUAAAAUGUUAGAACUUACCUGAGAAUGCAUUAUAUAGGGGGAUCAAUUUUGGAGACAAAGAAAAGACAAAAUUCGAUCAACUUUUAGAAGAAUUUACAGAAUGCAAAAAAAAUGGAAAAAGUAUUUUUUGGAGUUCUUUAACCAGUACGUCAACUAAAAAAAGUACAACCAGAGCUUUUUUGAACAAUAAAUAUAAGAUAUUUUUUGAAAUUUCAUUAGAUUAAAAAAAACCUCAUCCUUACUUUAAACUUGAAAACUAUCACUCUGACUUUUCGGAUGAGUAGGAAGUAAUUUUAUUUCCUUAAUUUGAAUUUCAAGUAUAAUAAAUAGAAUUAGAUCCUAUUAAUUCACAAUAUUAGAUAAAGAUUAAAUAAGUUUAGAAUGAUUUUUCUAUGGCCUUGGAUGUCACAAAGAGAAAAGAAUAUUGGGAAAAAAGGAUUAAUGAAGAUCUGAAACCGAAACUGAGAGAAAUAGCUUCUUUUUACUAAAUUAGAAUUGAUUUUAUAAUGGAAAAUAUAAGAAAAAAAUAAUUUUCAUAUAGUUCUAGAAAAAUAAAGGAUGCACUAAAAAAAAAUUCUGAUAAUUAUUUUUCAAACUUAGUAACAUAGCUUUAGAACUAUUGCGAUAAUCAAGAGCAUAAAAAAUAUCUUUCUUAAUUAUUAUCAGUAAUUACAGAAGAAAUAUCAUUUGAAACAGAAAUAACGGACGAAUUUUUAUAAGAGUCAAAAAAUUUAUUCAAAAGCAGUUCAGAACGUUUAAUUUAAGAAUUUAUAGAAAUAAUUAAAAAGAUAUAUAAUCUUGUAGAAUUUAAGAAUCAUAUAAAAUAAAUUGUCUAAGAAAGGAUUGAAAUCGCUGAAGAAUAGAGAAAGAAAAAUGAAAGGAAAGAAGAUUUAUAUGAGAUCUUAGUUUUAUCAAAAGAAUUUGAUGAAAAUUUUUUUGAUAAAUUGAUUAAAAUGAUGAAAAAGGGAAAUGUUACGAAUUGUGUUGAUUUUCUUUCUGAGAAUAUUAAAGACGAGCAUUUGGAAUAAUAUUUCUCGCUGAGGUUAAUAACUACUAUUUUAAAAUGUAUGAGAGACAUUGAAUUUAAUAAAAGGAAUUAUUCCACAAGGACUUCAAAGGAAAUGAGAAAAGUUCUAAUUACGAAAAUAUCAAAUAAUAACUAAAUAAUUGAACUUUUAAAAUUUAUAGUCCGUCUGACUGCCUUAGAUGAUUAAUUUAUCUAAUGUGGAUCAAACUCACUAAACUUACUAGUUGAAAUGAAAGUUAAUUUAGGAGAACAAAGUUUUGAGAAUAUAAAAAUUUAAGAAACAUCCUUGAUUGGUGCUAAUUUUGUAAGAUGUAAUUUGAGCGGAUCUAAAUUUAAUAAUGUUGAUAUUAGCGGAAUGAAUUUGAAUGGUGCAUAACUAUUUAAUUGUAAAUGGAAUAAUUUAAAAAUACAUGAAAUAAAUGAAUUAAUGUAUCAUACUAGUUUUAUUUUAUCAAUAUGCUUCUCAUCUGAUAACGCUAUACUAGCUUUUGGUAGUUACGAUAGGUCAAUCCGUUUAUGGGAUAUUAGGACAGGAUAAUAAAGAUUGAAAUUAGAUGGUCAUACUAGUGCUGUUUAUUCAGUAAGUUUCUCUUGUGAUGGUAAAUUAGCAUCUGGCAGUGAAGAUUAGUCUGUCCGUUUAUGGAACAUUUAGACAGGACAUUAACAAUUAAAAAUGGAUGGUCACAAUGGUACUGUCUACUCUGUAUCCUUCUCACAUGAUGGGACAAAACUAGCAUCUGGUAGUGAUGAUAAAUCUAUACGAGUAUGGGAUGUUCAUACAGGAUAAUUAAAAUUCAUAUUCGUCGUUCAUUUGAAUUCUGUCUAUUCCGUAAGCUUUUCACAUGAUGGUAAUCUAUUAGCAUCUGGUAGCGCGGAUAAGUAUGUCCAUCUAUGUGAUCUUAAAACAGGAUAAUCAAAAGCCAUAUUUGAAGGUCAUUAAAAUUCUGUCUAUUCUGUGUGCUUCUCUCCUAAUAGUAAGAUAUUAGCAUCUGGCAGUGCAGAUAAGUCUAUCCGAUUAUGGAAUGUUGAUACAGGGCAAUAAAUGGAUAUAUUCGUCGGUCAUUCGAAUUCUGUCUAUUGUGUAUGCUUCUCUCCUGAUAGUAGGGUAUUAGCAUCUGGUAGCGCAGAUAAGUCAAUUCGAUUAUGGGAUGUUGAUACAGGACAAUAAACUGUCAAAUUCAAUGGUCAUACUAAUUAUGUUCUAUCAAUAUGUUUCUCACCCGAUGGCAAAACUUUAGCAUCCUGUAGCUAAGAUAAGUCUAUUCGUUUAUGGGAUUAGAAAGGUCAAAAAAUAACCAAAUCAAAUGGUCAUACUAGUUAUGUUUUAUCAAUAUGUUUCUCACCUUGUGGUACAACCUUAGCGUCUAGUAGUGAUGAUAAAUCUAUCCAUUUAUGGGACAUUAAGACAGGCAAUUAAACAGUAAAAUUAGAUGGACAUACUAGUACUGUUUAUUCAGUGUGUUUCUCUCCUGAUGGUACUACAUUAGCAUCUGGUAGUGAUGAUAAGUCUAUCCGAUUAUGGGAUGUUAAGUCAGGAUAACAAAUAGCCAAAUUAGAUGGUCAUUAAAGUCAGGUUAGAUCAGUCUGCAUCUCUUCUGAUCGUAUUACAUUAGCAUCUGGUAGUGAAGAUUAGUCUGUCCGUUUAUGGAGUAUUUAAACAAAACAAUAAAUAUUAAAAAUGGAUGGUCACUAUAGUGCUGUGUAAUCGGUAUGUUUCUCACCUGAUGGUACUAUACUAGCAUCUGGCAGUGAUGAUAAUUCUAUCCGUUUAUGGGAUGUUAAUACAGGAAAAUCAAAACUUAAAUUAAAUGGUCAUACUAGUAGUGUUCAAUCAGUAUGCUUCUCUCCUAACGGUAUUUUAUUAGCAUCCGGAAGCAAUGAUAAUUCUAUUCUUUUAUGGAAUGUGAAGACAGGAUAAUGCCAAAAGAAAUUAAUUGGCCAUACUAGUUAAGUCUAGUCAGUAUGUUUCUCAUCUGAUUCUACUACAUUGGCUUCUGGUAGCUAUGAUAACUCUGUCCGAUUAUGGAAUGUUAAGACAGGAUAAAUGUAAGCCCUAUUAGAUGGUCAUACUAGUUAUGUAAGUUCAGUCUCUUUCUCCCCUCAUAGCACUCUAAUAGCGUCUGCUAGUUAUGAUAACACUAUUCGUUUAUGGGACAACAGAACACAAUAAUAAAAAUUAUUUGGUCAUACUAAUAGUAUUCUAUCAGUCAACCUUUCAAAUGAUUGCCCUAUUUUAGCAUCUAGUAGUGACGAUAAUUCUAUCAAACUAUGGAAUGUUAAUACAGGAUAAUAAUAAGCCCUAUUAGAUGGUCAUACUAGUUUCGUAAAUUCAUUCUGCUUCUCUCCUGAUGGUACUCUAUUAGCCUCUGCUAGUUAUGAUAACACUAUUCGUUUAUGGGAUAUUCAGACAGGAAGAUAACUGACUCAAUUAGAUGGUCACACCAGCACUGUUUAUUCAGCAUGCUUUUCUUUUGAUGGUGCUACAUUAGCAUCUUGCAGUGGAGAUUCAUCUAUCCGUUUGUGGAAUGUUUAGACAGGACAAUAAAAAGCAAAAUUCAAUUGUAAUUAAGAUAAGGUCAGAUAACUUUGCUUUUCAUCUGAUGGCAGUGUAUUAGCAUCUGGUUUUGAGGAUAACUCUAUCUGUUUAUGGGAUGUUAAAACAGGAUAUUAAAUCUAGACCUAAAAUCAUGGGUAAAACAAUAUUUUGGCAUAAUUUUAAAAUAACUUUCUUCCUUAAAUUGGUAUUUAUUUUUGAAUUAUUUAGUAACAGCAAAUAUUACUGUUCUGAUUAUAUCUCAAUCAUAAUAAUUUCAAGCAUAAGGAACUUUAAUCUUGAAAGGGGAAUUUUCUAAUUAUAANAUCCGAUUAUGGGAUGUUAAGUCAGGAUAACAAAUAGCCAAAUUAGAUGGUCAUUAAAGUCAGGUUAGAUCAGUCUGCAUCUCUUCUGAUCGUAUUACAUUAGCAUCUGGUAGUGAAGAUUAGUCUGUCCGUUUAUGGAGUAUUUAAACAAAACAAUAAAUAUUAAAAAUGGAUGGUCACUAUAGUGCUGUGUAAUCGGUAUGUUUCUCACCUGAUGGUACUAUACUAGCAUCUGGCAGUGAUGAUAAUUCUAUCCGUUUAUGGGAUGUUAAUACAGGAAAAUCAAAACUUAAAUUAAAUGGUCAUACUAGUAGUGUUCAAUCAGUAUGCUUCUCUCCUAACGGUAUUUUAUUAGCAUCCGGAAGCAAUGAUAAUUCUAUUCUUUUAUGGAAUGUGAAGACAGGAUAAUGCCAAAAGAAAUUAAUUGGCCAUACUAGUUAAGUCUAGUCAGUAUGUUUCUCAUCUGAUUCUACUACAUUGGCUUCUGGUAGCUAUGAUAACUCUGUCCGAUUAUGGAAUGUUAAGACAGGAUAAAUGUAAGCCCUAUUAGAUGGUCAUACUAGUUAUGUAAGUUCAGUCUCUUUCUCCCCUCAUAGCACUCUAAUAGCGUCUGCUAGUUAUGAUAACACUAUUCGUUUAUGGGACAACAGAACACAAUAAUAAAAAUUAUUUGGUCAUACUAAUAGUAUUCUAUCAGUCAACCUUUCAAAUGAUUGCCCUAUUUUAGCAUCUAGUAGUGACGAUAAUUCUAUCAAACUAUGGAAUGUUAAUACAGGAUAAUAAUAAGCCCUAUUAGAUGGUCAUACUAGUUUCGUAAAUUCAUUCUGCUUCUCUCCUGAUGGUACUCUAUUAGCCUCUGCUAGUUAUGAUAACACUAUUCGUUUAUGGGAUAUUCAGACAGGAAGAUAACUGACUCAAUUAGAUGGUCACACCAGCACUGUUUAUUCAGCAUGCUUUUCUUUUGAUGGUGCUACAUUAGCAUCUUGCAGUGGAGAUUCAUCUAUCCGUUUGUGGAAUGUUUAGACAGGACAAUAAAAAGCAAAAUUCAAUUGUAAUUAAGAUAAGGUCAGAUAACUUUGCUUUUCAUCUGAUGGCAGUGUAUUAGCAUCUGGUUUUGAGGAUAACUCUAUCUGUUUAUGGGAUGUUAAAACAGGAUAUUAAAUCUAGACCUAAAAUCAUGGGUAAAACAAUAUUUUGGCAUAAUUUUAAAAUAACUUUCUUCCUUAAAUUGGUAUUUAUUUUUGAAUUAUUUAGUAACAGCAAAUAUUACUGUUCUGAUUAUAUCUCAAUCAUAAUAAUUUCAAGCAUAAGGAACUUUAAUCUUGAAAGGGGAAUUUUCUAAUUAUAAAGGUACAGAUUUAUAAUAAUUUCUUUAAUCUAAAGGAAGUUACAUUUUGGAAAACUAGAUAUAAGUAAAAUGUCAAAAAAGUUGA